GAAGGCAUCUUCCUGUAAAAUUGAGAUGAGGAAGCAAACAGAUCAUUCUGAAGACGGAGUCAUCCAUGGCCAAAAUGGCUCUCCGCGCUGCUUUUCUCGUGUUGGGGACCAUAAUAUCCGUAAACAGCGUGGAGCACACCCUGACAUACAUCUACACGGCCUUCUCCAAACCUGUGAACCUCCCAGGCAUCCAUGAAUUCACUGCUAUGGGUCUGCUGGACAACAGAAUGAUCGACUACUAUGACAGCUCUGUGCAAAAGAAAGUUCCUAAGCAGGACUGGAUGAAGGACCGACUCAAGCAGGAAUACUGGGAUAAAGGAACUCAGUCCCGGCAGAGCAAGCAGCAGUGGUUCAAGGUUAACAUCGACAUCCUGAUGAAUCGGAUGAGACAAAGUUCUGCUAAUGACACUCACGUUCUCCAGUGGAUGCAUGGUUGUGUCGGUGAAGAGGACACAAAUGGAAACCUCCAGUUUAAGCGUGGCAUGGACAUGUACAACUAUGACGGCGACGACUUUCUGUCUUUUGAUGAUGAGCAUCAAGUUUGGGUGGCUGCAGCGGAUGCAGCAGUCGUCACCAAGAGGAAGUGGGAUGAUGUCACAGCUCUGAAAGACUACACCAAGGGUUACCUGGAGAAGGAGUGCAUGGAAUGGAUGAGCACCUUCCUGGGUUAUUCACAAAAACAGCUAAGAGAUGCCGAUCCACCUGAGGUGUUCGUGUUUGCCACUCCAGCUAAAGAAAAGGCAAACAUUGUUCUGACCUGCUUUGCUACCGGCUUUUAUCCAAAGGAUAUCAUUAUGGAGAUCAAGAGAAACGGCCGUGUUCUCGUACCAGAAGAUGGUCUGGUGUCCUCCAAUGUUCGGCCAAAUGACGACGAAACUUUCCAAAUCAGGAACCACGUGGAGAUUCUGAGGAAAGACUCUGCAGAUUACACUUGCAGAGUCAUCCACAAAGCCACCGACGUGGACGUUGAGAAGGCCUGGGAUCGCAGUCUUCCUUUGGAGGAUGGAAAGGGAGUUAUUAUUGGCGCCGCUGUUGCUGGAGUCAUCUUGAUUGUUGUGUGCGUCACAUUGGGGAUUGUGUUGUUCAAGAGAAAUCAAGCUGCCAAAAAAAUGUCUCCUUCUUCAACACCUUCCACAAGUUCUGAACACGUUGGUUUGAUCCUGCCUCCAAAGAGCACUGUUAUUUCUGCGACAAACUCUCAAACUAGCCUCACCUCCUCCACAGGCAGCUCUACCAAGCCCCUCAUUAACAAGAGCAAUGGUGGUAAAUCAGAAGGAGAUGAUCGUUCUACUUCUUCACCUUCUCCACAGUCAGUCUGUUCCAUCAGUACCAUUGAACUUAAUCAAUCUCCCUCCUUUCUAAGCAUUUACAAGCUCAAGAAACACUCCCUGAAAUACAUCUACACGGCCUUCUCCAGACAUGUGGAGCUCCCAGGCAUCCAUGAAUUCACUGCUAUGGGUCUGCUGGACAACAGAAUGAUCGACUACUAUGACAGCUCUACUCAAAAGAAAAUUCCUAAACAAGACUGGAUGAAGGAGCAACUCCAGCAGGAAUACUGGGAUAAAGGAACUCAGUCCCGGCAGAGCAAGCAGCAGUGGUUCAAGGUUAACAUCGACAUCCUGAUCAACCGAAUGAGACAAAGUUCUAACGACACUCAUGUUCUCCAGUGGAUGCAUGGAUGUGAAGGUGAAGAGGACACAAAUGGCGACCUUAAGUUUGUGCGUGGCGUGGACACGUACAACUAUGACGGAAAUGACUUCCUGUCUUUUGAUGAUGAGCAUCAAGUUUGGGUGGCUGCAGCGGAUGCAGCACUCCAAACCAAGAGGAAGUGGGAUGAAGUCACAGCUCUGAAAGACUACACCAAGGGUUACCUGGAGAAGGAGUGCAUGGAAUGGAUGAGCAGCUUCCUGGUUUAUACAAAACAGCAGCUCAAAAAUGUCUCUCCACCUGAAGUGUUCAUGUUUGCCACUCCAGCUAAAGAAAAGACAAACAUUGUGCUGACAUGUUUUGUCACCGACUUUUAUCCGAGGGAUAUAUCCCUGCAGAUCGUCAGAAAUGGCCGCGUUCUCUCAGCAGAUGAUGGGCUGGUGACGACUCGGGUUCGCCCAAAUGAGGAUGAAACUUUCCAAAUAAGGAACCAUGUGGAGAUUCUGAGGACAGACUCUGCAGAUUACACUUGCAGAGUCAUCCAUGAAGGCACCAGCAGUGUGGUUGAGAAGACCUGGGAUCGCCCACUUCCUUCGGAAGAUGAAACAGGAGAUAUUAUCGGUGUUGUUGUUGGAGUCGUCUUGAUUGUUGUGUGCGCCACAUUGGGGAUUGUGUUAUUUAAGAGAAAACAAGCUGUCAAAGAAAAACCUUCUCCUUCUGCAACAGCUUUUAUAAGUAAGUGUCUCUCUUUUCUGUUAAGAGAUUUUUGUUUCUUAUUCAUGAAGAGUUUAACGUGAAUGAGAAAAUGUGUUUUUUAGCUUAAGAUUAACCUUGUUUAUUGAAAUAUUUACCUGCAAACCCCCAGUUUUUAUUGACUAAUUAUCCUAAAUAUCAUAAAAAGCUGUAGGUUUGCUCAUUUUACAUAUUUAAAUAUUUUUAUCAGAUGUGCUGUAUAUUAUUUAAACCAAACAGUUUGUAUU
Oryzias melastigma (Indian medaka) is the source of this 2627-nucleotide messenger RNA. RefSeq lists its product as uncharacterized. Gene Ontology annotation, cellular component: external side of plasma membrane. NCBI's taxonomy places the organism in Eukaryota, Metazoa, Chordata, Actinopteri, Beloniformes, Adrianichthyidae. The transcript has 16 exons. The coding region runs from base 66 to 2444 and encodes 792 amino acids. The record is from RefSeq and is a predicted model, not a curated record. Gene Ontology annotation, biological process: immune response.